This is a messenger RNA of Prorocentrum cordatum, 1506 nucleotides long. The record is from the annotation of a GenBank genome assembly. Lineage: Eukaryota; Dinophyceae; Prorocentrales; Prorocentraceae.
AUGGGCGAUCCUGGCGAGGGUGCGCUUGUGACAGACGCCUUUGAGCUGCUUCGCGAUUGCGAGCGGCGGCAAUGGGUGUACCAUAACGUUACCGGGGAGUGCAAGAGGCAUCCUGUGCACGCGGAGGGGGAGUGGGAACUGGAGUUGAGCGAGGCUGGCGUUCCAUUCGUAUACAUAGACAAUACGGAGUGCGAGAUCUGGCUCCCAGAUUUUCUGGAUUCUAAUGUGUACACGCCUCGUGGCAGGAAAAUGGUGCGCUGCACACUGUUCGGUCCUGAUUUGGUGGCUUUCGACAAGUACGCCAGGACGCAUUCCAUCUUUGAUAGUGGUGUGCGUUUUCCAGGGGAUGAUCACAUCACGAAGUUCAGAACGUAUAGGUUCGUCAAAGAGCAUCACAGGCAGAAGUUUUGGUGGUCUCUACCUACUCUCGUGAGAAAGGUACUAUUGCCUUUCCAGAAAGGCAAGAAGAAGUGGAGCUCACGGGUCAUCGGCAAACGGCUACAAGCUUGGACAAAUCUGGCAGCCAGCAUGGGCCUGCCAUGCGUUCGGAGGGCGGUUGCCCAGGACGACCGGGCAGCUCCGUUGCUCGAUGGUGAGCCUUGCAGGUGUGCGAAAGAGCCGACUGCUGUCACGGCCCUUCUCGUAGCAAUAAUGUGCACUCUCGCUUUCAAGAAGCCUGAGGCUGGCGGAUGCGCGUCGCCAGAGGCUGCAGCAAUGUCCAAGCGACUUCUCACGAGCUUCUGCGCCAGGGCGGCGUUGACUUGCAUGGAGCUGUUUUUUUUCAGCGAUUGCGAGGUGCACCCCAGCGGCGUUACGACCGAGGCCGCCAGGCACGUGACCCUGGUUAGCCUCAGGGUCAGCGGUCUCGAAGUUGACGCGACUCCAGUGUGCGACGUCGUCGGGCCAAAGAGGCUCAAGCGCUUCGCGCUGGCGAUCGAGAAGGCCACGUCCCAUGCAGCAGAGAGUCACCCCUUGAAUGCCGUGCCGCUGGUCGAUUUCAUCGAGGCUCUCCUGGUGAACGAGGUGCCGGCCUACAAGGACGUCAUCAGCGCCGUCGCCCACGGCAUCGAGUCCCAGCUCGAGGUGGAGCGUGCCGCGGUGCUCCAGUCGGGCGUCCCCAACGGGGCCCCCGCGGAACACCUGAGGCGACCGCCGGACAAGAACCUGGACACGCACGAGAUGGCCCGCAGGAACGUCGCGCGCCUCCACGCUGCCAACGACAAGUUCGCUGGCGCGCUCUCUCUUUCAGUAGCCUUUGACGGCGCCCGCGUCGGGUGCAAGGCGCGCCAGAACGCCGUGCUCGCCUUGCCGUGCAACUUCGCCGCGUGCUUGGGUGCUGCCCGAUCUCAGCGCCGAGAGGGGCGCCGAGAAAGCGGCGGGGAACGAGGCGGCAGCGAGAGAGGAGGCCGCGGUCCACAACAACUCUUCACAGAACUUGUUCGUUUCUGGCCGAAAGCACCCCCUGCGCGCCGGCAGGCGCCUCAAGCACCGCACGAAGUCAUAUAA